Molecule: messenger RNA, 1704 nt
Organism: Cynocephalus volans (Philippine flying lemur)
Lineage: Eukaryota; Metazoa; Chordata; Mammalia; Dermoptera; Cynocephalidae
Gene: NABP2
Product: nucleic acid binding protein 2
Exons: 8
Coding region: 741-1376 (211 amino acids)
Biological process (GO): mitotic cell cycle checkpoint signaling; response to ionizing radiation; double-strand break repair via homologous recombination
Cellular component (GO): SOSS complex
Molecular function (GO): DNA binding
Source: RefSeq, a predicted model, not a curated record
GGCGUCAACGUCAGGGGAAGAUUCUGGGCGGACGCCCCUGGAAGGCAACGCUUCGUUUUGCAGGGGCGCACAUGUCUUUCGUCCUAGAGCUGAUGCUAAGUGGUGCGAGAUCGUCGCGAAGAGGCAGGCCUGUAGUGUGACCUGCCGUCCGCCUAUCCCCUCUCCCGUUUCCAGAGCCGUGGUCAGCAUCCCAGAGCUUCCCGACCCUAUGACACCAAGUCACUGGAAUGGAUAUUGCAGUUAACGAGGCGGCCGUGGGGUGGAGAGUGGGGGAGUGUGAUCUCAGAGCUUUGAUCUCCGGUGCUCAACGUGUUGUCCGCCUCUCUGCCAGCUGCAUUCCUGUCGUAUCCACGAUGGCUCCCUGAACACUCGUAGAGUUCCCUGACACACCUAAGGGGGGAGAAGUGAAAGAAAAUGUCCCUCUUCCUGGGCUGCGGUUUGAUUUCCUGUCACUCCUUGGAGAGAAACAAAUCUCAGAGCCUAAGUGCAUUCUCCCAGCCAAGUAAAUGAAAUUUGGGGCCUGAAGCGCCCUCUAGUGAUAGAUCUUUCUCCCUACGGAGCCAACCAUCUCCUAGGCGCCUUUAAUACCUGAAAUUCGCCCUCUUCGCGGCGCGCGAGUCUCUGAUCCCGAUUGGCUGGGCUCGUCAGGCGGCAGGACGCUGGGCGCGCCCGGGCGGUGCUGAUUGGCCGGAGGAGGACAGUCGGGAGAAACUUCCGCGGGGUGCCGAGGCUUGGGCAGCAUGACGACGGAGACGUUCGUGAAGGAUAUCAAGCCCGGGCUCAAGAAUCUGAACCUUAUCUUCAUUGUUCUGGAGACAGGCCGAGUGACCAAGACAAAAGACGGGCACGAGGUUCGGACCUGCAAAGUGGCAGACAAAACGGGCAGCAUCAAUAUCUCCGUCUGGGACGACGUGGGCAACCUGAUCCAGCCUGGGGACAUUAUCCGGCUCACCAAAGGGUAUGCUUCAGUGUUCAAAGGUUGUCUGACACUGUACACUGGCCGUGGGGGUGAUCUGCAAAAGAUUGGAGAAUUCUGUAUGGUUUAUUCUGAGGUUCCUAACUUCAGUGAGCCAAACCCCGAGUACAACACCCAGCAGGCACCCAACAAGGCGGUGCAGAACGACAACAGCCCUACAGCUCCCCAGCCUACCACUGGGUCCCCUGCAGCUCCUCCAGCCUCUGAGAGCCAGAAUGGGAAUGGUCUGAGUACCUCACCAGGUCCUGGUGGUGGGCCACAUCCCCCUCACACUCCCUCCCAUCCCCCCAGCACCCGAAUCACUCGAAGCCAGCCCAACCACACACCUGCUGGCCCUCCUGGCCCCUCCAGCAAUCCUGUCAGUAACGGCAAAGAAACUCGGAGGAGCAGCAAGAGAUAGCAAGACACUCUUCCUCCCUUUCCACCACAACCAAGUAUCUGCUGAAGAAUAAGACAGCCUCCUGCUAGGCUGUUUGCUUGGGAUUGGGGUGGAGUGGAGUAGCAGUAUUUUAGCUACUAAACUUCACUGGAGGGGUGAUGAGCAGGGUCUUAUCCACCCUAAGCCCAUACUCCUCCCACAUCCAGUUGAAGCUGUCUGCCCCCUGGGAUUCAGGAUCUUCUGCCUGCCCUGCUUCCUCUUUAGAAAUGACAGUUACAGUCUGUUUCUUGUGUGUGAUAUGGGGGUUUAAUUGAAAUCCCUCCUUCCUAAUAAAUGUUACCACUCUGUA